UCUCAGAUUCAAAUCUAUGCAUGCGGCUGUGUUAUCCGCUUGAAACUUUCUUUCUGAACACAGACUAUCUCUACAGUGACGAAGCGCGCCUGGAGCCAGUUUCAUCUGUGUUCCAAACUGCCGCUGCACUGAGGCUCACAAUGCACCCUCCUCUCUCAUCCCAAACAUGCAAACUCCUGAUAUUCCCUCCCCAGUAAUGACCACGUUGCCUGUGCUGCUUGCAAGUGCGCAAAUUGAGUACACCAACAUCUGUGUCUGCUAGGUCAUGAGGCCAACGAGCACUGAGGUCCAUUGGUUUGCCAUGGGUGUAGUGACUGCGUGUGACUGUAGUAUACCAGUCGUUGUCAAAGUACAGGUUGAAAGUUUUAUUUUCAAGUACAUAUCUAUUACAAUGGAAGGUAGUGUUAAGCACGUUAUGUGCGUGCCAUGUGUUUGUGUCACUGUUGUAUUUACACUCGUUGGCGCGUCUUACCGUUGCAACGUUGAAUGCUCAAAGUGGGGAGUGUGCAAGGUUAGCAUGUAAGGUAUGAUCGAGAAGCGCAUAUAUAGUUGAUAAGUUCGAUAAGUAACACUGCAGUGCCAAGUCAACUUGCGUUGAUUAUGUAAUCUAUAUCUUGGUAGACACCGGUCUUAUCU
Molecule: messenger RNA, 636 nt
Organism: Suillus subaureus
Lineage: Eukaryota; Fungi; Basidiomycota; Agaricomycetes; Boletales; Suillaceae
Exons: 1
Coding region: 266-523 (85 amino acids)
Source: RefSeq, a predicted model, not a curated record